AUGUUCGGAGAUGUUAUGGGGGUGGACGACGGAGGGGAUCCUGUAGUCACCGAGGGUGAUAGUGACACUCGAUAUCUGGAGGAGAUAUUGAACGUUGUCGAGUACACCGUGUCCUUGACAAUGUUGGAGAAAUCUUUGUUGGAGUGCGUUGAGGCAGACAGCCUAUUUCUGAUUAAAUUUUCUUUGGUGGUCAUAGGGACAGUCCUUGCGCCGAAAACGGGGGUCGAUAUCACUUCGGGAUUCCGAAAUAAGGCGACGAAGAAUGUAUCUGGCUGCACCUUAUUCCUCCAGAUAACGCUCACUUCGAAUCCCGUAAUACUGCCCAACUACUACUCCGACUCGGAAGGAAGAAAGAGCAGUGACCACUUUGUCAGCUCUAUCAACGAGUUGAAGGAGUACAUCUCGAAUGAGUUAAAGUCUCAGUUGAGAUCAUUUUCUUUGAAAUUUAUGGACAAAGGAGAAGGUGUAGGUGGUAUUGACCGAGAGUUGGAGGAGGAUGCUGCUGCGGAAACGGGGAAGAAGGCGGAGUGCAGCCAGGCCGUGGAGGAGUCCUGGUUGAAGUCCCCCGUCCGUUCGAAGACUAAUGUUGUUGGUCUAUCCGACGAAAAUGUGGUGGAUUCUGUAAGUACGCCUUCACUAUCUGUUACAAAAUCUGUUGAAGAUGAAGGUGCUGCACAUAAGACCUUCGACGAUGAGGACUUUGAUAUAGUCGAAGUGGCAUCUUUCUGGAAUAAAGGCAAAGCCCUCGUCAAAUCAAAGAAGACACAGUCGGAGAAUGUGCCUUUAAUUGAGGAUGACUUCAACGAUAAGGCGUACGAGCAAUUCAUUGAGUCGGGCAGAACUGUUGUCGGGCCUUUCAAGACGAAGGAAGCGAUCCCCCGUAACCAAUAUGGGUUUUACAAGUUUAUUUUUAGCAACACGUUAGAUCCGGGAUAUGUGCUUGCGAAAUUUCGAAAGUUUGAAGUGGAUAGGAGGUGCAUGGCAUCGUUGCGACCGUUGCGAGAAGUUGAGGGAUCCAUCAUUGACUGUUUUUCUAUACUAAUGAACAAGUACGAACGUGAUAGUCGAUUACCUGACCAACCUCGUGUUUGGUACAUGCCCACUCGCAUCUCGCAAAAAACUCUCGGUUCGUUUAAUGUGAAGAGGAUUGCGAAAGACCGGGAGUGGUCAAAACUGUUUUACGAAGACAACUUGGAAAAAUGCGUCAAGAUGUUUGUGCCGGUGUUGACUCUAGAAGGUGCACCACAUUGGUUUGGUGCCGAAGUAAAUAUGAAGUCCAAGGUUGUCUCAUUUAUGGACUCCCUACACACCGCAAUGAAUGAGAAGUAUCGUGUGGAGGCUACGAAAGAAAUGUUGUCGACGUUGGACCUUUUGUUUGAGGAGAAUAGGUCGAAGAAUGUGACUUUCGUGGAUUUCAGAAUUGACAGGAAAGAUCGCGGGCUUCCUCAACAAGACAAUGACCGAGAUUGCGGUGUAUACGUCAUGAAGUACAUGGACGCUGUGGCCAAUGAGGAAGAUGUAGUUGAUGAGUUUCACCCGGUUGAGGCACGUUUGGAAAUCGCUGCGAGGAUCAUAACUGAUGAACAAAAUGAAAUUCGUACCAAAGUGGUUGAAGAUCGUAGGGCUGCACAAGGCAGCUCAUUUGCAUCAUCCUCGGCCCCUUUGCGUAGUCCGUCAAAGUCUCCACGCGAUCCUCGGUUCAGUACAGCGAAGUCUCGCAAUUCAAACAUGUUUCCCCCGUCAAGAGCCUCCCCUAGGCUUCAGUCUACCAAGACUAAGAUUUCAUAUGGUGAAUAGUGUGUGAAAAACACUUGUGUUAUUAAUAGGUUGUGUUAUUAAUAGGUCGUGUUAUUAGUGUGUUGUGUAGUUUGGAUUUGGGAGCAUAGGUUGUGUUAUUUGUGUGUUGUUUAGUUUGGAUUUGGGAGCAUUUGGAUUUAGACAUCUGUUUUUAUUAGUUCACGUUUGGAACUGGUUAUUAUGUUCACAGACUUGUGUUUAUUUUAGUUUUGACAAUAUAUUAAACCAUACUUAGCAAA
Messenger RNA from Cannabis sativa, 2036 nucleotides. RefSeq lists its product as uncharacterized. Gene Ontology annotation, cellular component: nucleus. Gene Ontology annotation, molecular function: deSUMOylase activity. Bases 1 to 1797 code for a protein of 598 amino acids. NCBI's taxonomy places the organism in Eukaryota, Viridiplantae, Streptophyta, Magnoliopsida, Rosales, Cannabaceae. Gene Ontology annotation, biological process: protein desumoylation. The transcript is spliced from 9 exons. The record is from RefSeq and is a predicted model, not a curated record.